Molecule: messenger RNA, 1200 nt
Organism: Phragmites australis (common reed)
Lineage: Eukaryota; Viridiplantae; Streptophyta; Magnoliopsida; Poales; Poaceae
Product: flavonoid O-methyltransferase-like protein Os11g0303600
Exons: 2
Coding region: 74-1156 (360 amino acids)
Biological process (GO): methylation
Molecular function (GO): protein dimerization activity; S-adenosylmethionine-dependent methyltransferase activity; O-methyltransferase activity
Source: RefSeq, a predicted model, not a curated record
CUCGCAAAGCAUGCAGAGCCAUCCAAGCAAACCACAUAAAACUACACCCAGGAAUCGUAAGGUAUAGCAACAAAUGGCAGCUCAGGCUCAUUCCAUUGUAGUUCCCACUGACGCCGAGCUGCUGCAGGCACAGGCCGACCUAUGGCGCCACAGCCUCUACUACCUCAAAUCCAUGGCACUGAAGUGUGCUGUGGAGCUUGGCAUCCCCACAGCCAUCCACCGCCUAGGCGGCGCCGCCACACUGCCUGACCUGGUCACCGCGCUAUCACUUCCCGCGGCUAAGCUUCAAUUCCUUGGCCGCCUCAUGCGGCUGUUGGCAUCGUCUGGCGUCUUCGCCAUGGUUGAGGACACCUACUCGCUCACCCCCCUGUCCUACCUCUUGGUGGAUGGCAUCGCUGCAGAUGGGCACAUCAACCAUGCACCUUUCCUGCUCACUGUGACCUCGACCCACUAUAUUGACUUGGCAAUGGGGCUAGCCGCCUGGCUCAAGAAGGAAGACAAGACACCACCUUUUGAUCAUGUGCAUGGAGCAUCACUGUUCGAGGAGAGUAUGGAGCGGUUGCAUCCAGAGUUCCAUAAGAUGGCAAUCAAAGGUUUGGUAGUCCACGACAACUUUGGGGUCGACAUUGCGUUGCGAGAAUUCCGUGAAAUAUUCCAGGGGAUAAAGUCAUUGACAGAUUGCUGCUACCAUGGGGAUGGCACGACGGCGAAGGCCAUUGUGAAGGCCUUCCCACACAUAAAGGUCACCGUGCUGGACCUUCCAUACGAGGUUCGCAAAAUACCGGCUGAUGGUGUCGUUAACUAUGUUGGAGGUGACAUGUUCAAGUUCAUCCCACCUGCUCAAGUUGUGAUACUCAAGAUGGUGCUGCACCACUGGAGUGAUGAGGACUGCGUGAAGAUCCUUGCCAAUUGCAAGAAGGCAGUACCUUCACGAGAAGAUGGAGGAAAAGUUCUGAUCCGAGAUAUAGUUCUCGACCCUGCCUCCGGGCCAAUGUUUGAAACCCAACUCUUAAUGGACAUCGGCAUGAUGCUCAUAAAAGGAGGCCGGCAACGGGACUUAAAUGACUGGCGUGACAUCUUCAUCAAAGCAGGGUUCAGUGACUAUAAGUUGAUCAAGAAAUUUGGAGCUCGAGGUGUCUUGGAGGUCUAUCCGUAAGUUUUCUCCUAGACAUUCUGGUAUUGUGGUUUGCUACGAUAAAA